AAACCGGAAUUGCCAGAGGCGGAUCGGAGAAAACGAAAAGGCUUUGUUUAGUAUCUCCGACGAUCUAUCAUAUAUGGAGUUGCCUCCGGGGUUUCAAUUCAAUCCUACCGACGAAGAGCUUAUUACUCACUACUUAUACCCAAAGGUUGUGGAUAGUACGUUUUGCGCAGAACAUAUUGCCGAGAUUGAUAUGAACCGAUUUGAAGCCCGGGAUUUGCCUGCGACGGCGAAAAUGGGUGGAAAAGAACGGUACUACUUCUGCGUGAGAGACAAGACUCAGCCGCCGGAGCUGAGAACCAGCAGUGCAGGGCACUGGAAAGCAACAGGCAAGUCGUCUAAGAAGAUUUGCAGAAUUGAAGCCAACUUGAAGACGACUCUGGUUUAUCAGAGUUCAACCGGAAGUGCGGAGAAAAACUGUGUAAUGCAUGAAUACAGAUUAGAGGGCAUCAAGAACUCCAUGCGCCAUCUUCCAGAAAAUGCUAAGAAUGAAUGGGUGAUAUGUAAAGUGUUUUGGAAGAGUUCUGGAAGUUUAGUAGAAUCUAUUAAUAUAGAUGAUAUUGAGAAGUGUUUUGGCAUGUCUCUUGAUGAAGCUGCUAAGGAGUGUGGAGUUAGCAGAUCUACUUUUAAACGGGCAUGCAGAAGGCAUAAGAUACAACGAUGGCAAACAAAGAAGAAAAAGAAAGUGAGCCAACAGGGAGAUGAACAUGAACAAACUGUUCAAGAUGAUCAUCAAUCCAACAAUUUGGGUAUAGGGAAUGGUAUAAUGGCAUCAAGUUCUAUGUGCACUACAAAAAGUACAACGUCGCCGCCUUCACCUAGUUUGUUGGUUAAGGUGGAACACGACAAUGACGUUGUUAUGUUUGUGCUCUCCAAUGUAACCGUGGAGGGUUUGAAGAGAGGUUUUGAAGAGAUUCAAAUUGGAAGCUGA
Molecule: messenger RNA, 928 nt
Organism: Ipomoea nil (Japanese morning glory)
Lineage: Eukaryota; Viridiplantae; Streptophyta; Magnoliopsida; Solanales; Convolvulaceae
Product: NAC domain-containing protein 100-like
Exons: 4
Coding region: 74-928 (284 amino acids)
Biological process (GO): regulation of DNA-templated transcription
Molecular function (GO): DNA binding
Source: RefSeq, a predicted model, not a curated record